This is a messenger RNA of Mucor velutinosus, 2085 nucleotides long. It is a transcript of the gene DOT1, whose product is annotated as Nucleosomal histone H3-Lys79 methylase. The record is from RefSeq and is a predicted model, not a curated record. The transcript has 3 exons. Gene Ontology annotation, molecular function: protein dimerization activity. NCBI's taxonomy places the organism in Eukaryota, Fungi, Mucoromycota, Mucoromycetes, Mucorales, Mucoraceae. Bases 1 to 2085 code for a protein of 694 amino acids.
AUGCAUACUCAUCAUCAACAUCAACAUCAACAUCAGCAGCAGCAACAGCAACAACAGCAAGGCCAUUACGGUCAAGCUAUUCAUCCUACACAGCAGCUGGAUAUGCCUGAACAUUUUAAUGCGCCUCUUUUAAUUCCUCAAAUGCAUCAACAUCAACAUCAACAUCAACAUCAACAGCAGCAGCAGCAGCAGCAGCAUCAACAAGAGCAGCAGCAUCAACAAGAGCAGCAGCAGCAGCCAUAUAAUAUGCAUCAGCAACAACAACAACCAUCAUUUGAAAUGUUUGAUUGGUGCUUCAAACAACAGCAGCUACCUCAACACCAGCAGCAGCAUGCUCAAAUAUUUAAUAAUGCACAUCAGACUCCCGUUUCAACUCCAGGUAGCAGUGGUAUCAACAGCCAUACCUCGCCUCGUCCUGAGUAUUUCUAUCCCGCACAACAGCAACCUCAGCACCAUCAUUCAGCACAGCCAAACUCCUCCACCACUCAUUCACCUCGGUUCCAAAUACAACAAACCAUGAAUGAGUACAACAAUACGAACUAUGUGCGCCCAUCUGAGCAGGAAUUGUUACCUCACCAACAGCAAGAACAGUCUGUUGCUAUAGCAACAUCUAAUGCACCUGCUAUACCACCUGUUAAUGUUGCCAUGGCAACCAAUGCCACUGGCUUACCUACUCCAACGUCGGAUGUUAUUUUCCCUGGCACACCUCAAUCUCGUACAUCAAUUCAGUCAUCUGAAUCCAAUUCACCUUAUUUUAACUCUGAACCACCUGCAACUGUAUCUCCGGCAUUAGAUAUACCUCCUCCUCCACCACCACCACCACUUACAAAUGCAUUCGCCGCUAUCGAUCAAUGGGGGAAAUCAAAUCAAGAUGAAGCUAUUCCCGAGUGCUCAAAAGAAAACUACCAUGAAACUCGCUAUUGGAGAAAGACCAAGCGUAGCGAGUCCAUCAGUAGCAACACUUCCAAAAUGGUUGCUGCUGCAGUCGCCGCUGUAGCUGCUCGCUCUGUGCCACGCAAUGCCUCUCCCAUUGAGACAGGACGCCAAUUAAAGAAGGUGGCCCAUAAUGCCAUUGAGCGUCGUUACCGCAACAAUAUCAAUGAUCGCAUCCGUGAUCUCAAGAAUGUUGUACCUGCACUUUACAAGGCCAAGAUCCGAGAAAAGAAAAGCAGAAGUAGCAGCAAGAGCAACAUCGAAGAAGACGAUGAUGAAACAGCAACAGCAGCAGCUGAAUCCUCUGAUGAUGAUGACUCUUCUUCCUCAAAGACGGGUGGAAUCGUGGACGGCGUUGAAGUAGCAAAGAAAUUGAACAAGGCUACCAUUUUGCAUAAAGCAACUGAGUAUAUUCAUCAUCUCAAACAUACAAACGAACUGGCAGAACGUGAGAAUCAAGUCCUUCAGCAAAUUUUGGCUCAAAUGCCUGGUGGCGCCAAGGUGUUGGCUCGUUUCCAAGUGCAAAAAUUAGAUUUCCAACAAGCUGAACAGCAGAGAUUGCUUGCUGAACGCAAAGAAUCCAUGGAGCGCCAAAGAGCUGAACGUCAAAGAAUGCUGCGUGAAAGAGCUGCCCAGAGAGCCGCUUUAGCUGAAUUACUGCCAAAGCCUGAACGUAGACCCUAUCGUAGAAGAGCCAAAAAGGAUGCAGCUACCACUUCAGAUGAAAAGCAGAAAUCAACUCAAGAAAAUACCCAAGAACAAGCAAAAGAUCAACAAACAGCUGCUGGCAGCCAAACUACUACGACUACGACUUCUUCAUCUGAAUUAUCCGCUACUACUGAUACAACGACCGCUACCACUACCGCGACAUCCACGAAUACCAGCGGCAACAAGACAUUCAUGGCCAUGUUUCUCUGUCUAGCUAUUGUAUCCCCUCUCUCGUUUGAAAAUACAGCUGCUCAGCCCUAUCAUGAUGGUCGUGCUUUAUCUCAAGAACAACAGCACAUCUCUAUCCGAUUAUUGCCUUCCGCUGUUAAGCCCAGUGCUUUUGAAUAUUGUUUGUGGGCAAAGAUUGCAUUCGUCCUACUGCUCAUCUGUUAUUUCUUGGGUCACUAUAUCUUGAAGAAACGACAACACAAAAUCCUGCAUUAA